AUUUUGUGCUGGGCUUGCUAUGUGCACGGGGCUCCUCAGGGACCAACCAAGCAAUGGUCAGUCAGCAUAAGUGUUUGCAAGCCGUUACAUUUUAUUUUUUUAUUUUUUUCCCCCCCGCAGCCGACCUUUUAAUAGCGCUGGAGAGAAAUAAACCGCGCUGCCGCUGCUGGGGAAACUGCUCGGCAUCUUCUAUUUAUCGUUUUUCGUUAAUGUUCGUCUGCUUCUUGUCUCUUCUCUCUUUCAAAAAUACAAUUAACAUGCGUGGAUGGAGGUGAUGUCCAGUAGGACCUGACGCCAAAAACACACCAAGACACCGGCGCAAUCUGCGUGUGAGAUUCAGAUCUUCGGAGAACUUUGCGCAUCGUCUUGCGCGGAAUGGGCGAUGGGAUGUGCUACAGCCUUGCAAUGAGACGUCUGUGGUUCUCGGUGUUGCUCGUGUGCGCCACCUGCUGUCCGAGCAUCUGCCAGGAUGCGACUGGAACUCCCAAAGAGGCAGAAUUAAACAACAACAUCACCAUCUUCACUCGCAUCCUGGACGGGCUCCUGGAUGGCUACGACAACAGACUCCGACCCGGACUAGGAGAGAAGGUGACAGAGAUCAAAACCAACAUCUUUGUCACAAGUUUUGGUCCAGUAUCUGAUACUGAAAUGGAAUACACCAUCGACGUAUUCUUCCGUCAAAGCUGGAAGGAUGAGAGGCUUUGCUUUAAAGGCCCCAUGGAGAUGCUGCCCCUGAAUAACCUUCUGGCCAGUAACAUCUGGACACCCGACACCUUCUUCCUCAAUGGGAAAAAAUCCAUUGCACACAACAUGACCACGCCGAACAAGCUGCUGCGGCUCAAAGACGACGGGACGCUUCUUUACACCAUGAGGCUCACUAUCUCAGCAGAGUGUCCCAUGCAGCUGGAGGAUUUCCCAAUGGAUGCUCAUGCUUGUCCCCUUAAAUUUGGAAGCUAUGCCUAUCCAGUCUCGGAAGUGGUCUACACGUGGACUCAGGGAGCGGCCAAGUCAGUGGUGGUGGCAGAAGAAGGCUCGAGGCUCAACCAGUAUCACCUGAUUGGUCAGACGGCAGGAACGGAGGACAUUUACACCAGCCGAGGCCAGUACACAGUGAUGAUGGCACACUUUUACCUGAAAAGGAAGAUUGGCUACUUCGUGAUCCAGACCUACAUGCCUUGCUUCAUGACUGUAAUCCUGUCGCAGGUUUCAUUUUGGCUCAACCGCGAAUCCGUGCCAGCGAGAACUGUCUUUGGUGUGACCACGGUGCUGACCAUGACCACUCUCAGCAUCAGCGCUCGAAACUCCCUGCCUAAAGUGGCGUAUGCCACUGCCAUGGACUGGUUCAUCGCCGUGUGCUAUGCCUUUGUCUUCUCUGCUCUCAUCGAGUUUGCCACAGUGAAUUAUUUUACCAAAAGAAGCUGGGCCUGGGAUGGGAAGAAAGCCAUGGAGGCUCAACAGCCUAAGAAAAAAGACCCCUUAGCACUUUUGAAGAAGCCGAACAACACGUGUUCAGCCGGUGUGAAUUACACAGCCAACCUUACAAAGGACACGUCCAUCUCCACCAUUUCAAACAGCACGACUGUUCACCUCAAACCGUCUGAAACCAAGGCUCCAGACCCUAAAAAAACGUACAACAGUGUGAGCAAGAUUGACAAGAUGUCCCGGAUCGUGUUCCCCGUGCUGUUUGGGACCUUUAACCUGGUUUAUUGGGCCACGUAUCUCAACAGGGAACCCGUCAUCAAAGGAGCCGUGUAGGAGCUCUGUGACAGUGGCCAUUCUUGUGCUGAAAACCACCGAAGGAUUUGAUGAAUGCUGUCAAAAACAGUGCCAAGCACUUAGUCCGUUUAUCACUGAUGUCUGUUUAGGUUCAUUAGACAACCUUGCAUGUGUCUUGCUUCAGAAGAGUGUUGCCUUGUUUUCCUUUCAUUUGUACUUUUAUGAUUAACAACUUAAAACGGUUUAUUCGUCACCUCAGUCACACCUCAGUUAGUGGUUCAUUUCUGACAAUUUCUUUAAAACUUAAGCAUUUGGCAUUUCUAUUUUCUCAUUAAAUCUUAUGUAGACAAGGGUAUGACAAGGCCAAAUGCUAUGCAAAAUAACAUUUUUAACUGUUUUAUUACUCAAAACUGGCUUCUACCUUUGUAAUUCUUACUUUGUACAAUAUAAAUGAGCUGAAGGUCCAGAGAUGUGAGACUGGACCAAGGCACAUGGACAUUUGCUUCCUUGUUACAAGCAGAAGAAUAGCCAUGCUAAAUGUGUCGCCUUCAGAGUGUGAUAGCUCAUUAUGGGGGCACUGAAAUCUCAAGCAACUCCUAUUUUCGAAGCCAAGAUUGCAACAAUAAUUAAUUGUAAAUGUUGUUUCUUUGUUUUUCUGCUACUUCUCUUGAGUUAGAAUGGCCAGUUUCCAUUAAGUUAUGUCAAAUGUUAUUGUGUCAAUAGCAAUUCAACAGGGACACUAUUCCAAGUUCACCAGGUAAAAAUCUGUGUAUGCAUAGUAGUAGUUAGUAGUUAGAGACGCUUGUAUAUAUGCAGCUGCUUUUGGAAGAGUGGCACUGAGCUGGUGAGAUGUCUUCUAUGUGAUGCGUAAACAGCAGCAAUGUUCCUCUAGUCUAGUGCAACAUUGGAAAAUGAGCCAAAUACUUAAUAUAUGCUUUUUAUUUAUUUAUUUUUUUAAUUAUUAACACUUUUUGACAAGUUUUUUCAUUCGUAUAAGCAAUGAGAGCAACUUCGAAAUAUUCUUGAUAUGUAUAUUUGGAUGCUUUUAGCAGAAUCUCAGUAUUUAUUAUUUGUAGGAAAUAAAAUGACAGAUUUUUCAUUCACUAAAAGACAAUUUUAAAGCAGCAAAAAAGACAAAAACCAGCCAAUGUACCAUUGGAUUCCUGUCUGGUUGUCUCUUGCAAUAACUGUGUAUCGCGUCAUGGGGCUUUAUCUCACAUCAGCAAUGAUAAAACUAGCAUGCAGAGCUGCAGCGGCUGCAUGGCUGAAGCAAAUGAGAGAUUCAAGAGAGUUGACAGAGAGAAAAUGACUCAACAAGAGACCCAAACAAUGAUAAAUAUAGUUUUUUUUUUUUUGUUUUUGUUUUUUUUUGUCAUUGUUGUUUUUUGAACCUGGCUAUUUGUUUCCCCAAAU
Messenger RNA from Cololabis saira (Pacific saury), 3129 nucleotides. It is a transcript of the gene gabra5, whose product is annotated as gamma-aminobutyric acid type A receptor subunit alpha5. Lineage: Eukaryota; Metazoa; Chordata; Actinopteri; Beloniformes; Belonidae. The transcript has 10 exons. The record is from RefSeq and is a predicted model, not a curated record. Gene Ontology annotation, molecular function: benzodiazepine receptor activity; GABA-A receptor activity; transmitter-gated monoatomic ion channel activity involved in regulation of postsynaptic membrane potential. Gene Ontology annotation, cellular component: postsynapse; neuron projection; GABA-A receptor complex. Gene Ontology annotation, biological process: nervous system process; gamma-aminobutyric acid signaling pathway; synaptic transmission, GABAergic. Bases 376 to 1755 code for a protein of 459 amino acids.